UCAAACGUCGCUUGUUAUUGGAACGUGUUAUUGGAAAUUUCACCCAAAUUUGUCGUAGCCACUUCGGGGUUGGAGUUAUUUCCCCCCAAAGGUAUUAAUUCAAUAGAAAUCAGUUGUAGUGGGCUCUGGGAGAGCUAAUGGUGCUUCUGGUACGACUUAAGACGCGGUUCAGUAAGUCUUGAGUGAAAUUUUCAUAUCAUUUAUUGAUACACUAAAUUCAAUCUAUUCUCGAGGCAGAGACUAACGUGUCUAGGUCCAAACCACUUAACAAGAGUGGACAUUCUGUUUCAAGUUAGUCUUUCUCCACACUAUUAAAUAUAAUGACGGAUAUUUGAGUAGGUGUAACAUCUAAAGAAAUUUGGUGAAGUAGCUGGUACAGUAAGAAACUAAUUAUAAUCUGAUGAAAUUGAGCUUUUUAGUUUUGGUUUAAUAUUUUGAAUCUGCUAUGUGACACUGAGCUAGAGACUUUAUUUUUUUAAUCCGUGUCAAAUGUAUUCAAUAAAAAUAUAACUUAUUGUCUGUGUGGAGACUUCGAGAAGUUACAAGAAAACACAAUGAGUCUGAGAGACAUGCGCCUUUUAGCAGCGGCAUACCCUGGAGCAUUCGCCGCUGUGUCUUCCAUGGCCGCAGUUAACUAUCACCACGGUUACCCUUUGGGGUUCCCGACAUUUCCCUACCAGAGUGCCGCGGACCAAAUCGCCGCCCUCGACUGCUCCAUGAGACACCAUCACAGAAUGAUGCAGGAGGAGUCCUCUGGGAGAGGUCAGGUCACGUCUUCCAGUGUCGGCCCUGGAGGUUCCCACGGAAAUAGUCUUAUGGAGAAUUUAAUGCUGGAGAGAAAAAGCCCCCAGAGGGUCUCGCCAAAUGUGGACAUGGGCGCCUUUUCUUUCUUGGAGGCGUCAGACAAUAGCAAACUGGCUGAUGCCCUGAGCUCUGCAGGUGUCUUGGACGACUCCAAAGACUCCAAUGGCAACAAGAGAAGGCGGACCAGAACUAACUUCACUGGCUGGCAACUGGAAGAACUUGAGAAAGCGUUUCAGGACUCUCACUAUCCUGAUGUCUUCAUGAGGGAGGCCCUGGCAUUGAAGCUUGACCUGGUGGAAAGUCGAGUUCAGGUCUGGUUCCAGAACCGCAGGGCCAAGUGGAGAAAAAAAGAGCACACAAAGAAAGGUCCUGGGAGGCCGGCCCACAACGCUCAUCCUCAGACCUGCAGCGGGGACCCCAUGGACGAAGAAGAGAUAAGGAGGAGGGAACAAGAGAGGCUGGAGAAAAAGAGGAGAAAGCAAGAGGAGAGACUGAGGAAGUUAGAAGAAAAGAGAAAGAACAUGAACGGUGUUCAUUCUUCACUUUCACCGGACAAAAGUAAUAUGAGAUUCCACGUGGACAACUUCCUGUCUCCUUCCUCCUCAACUUCCGGAAAUGACGCAAGCUGUGACAGCUUCUCCGACCACAUGGCUGACAAAUCUGACCGCCAUAUGUCAGCUAGCUUUCCCAUGUCUGUGUCCCUCCUGAGCACCCCUCCGAGAGCACAUGAGAACCCCUCAAACACGAACAAUGCCAAGUCCAGUGCUUUUAGUAUAGACAGACUGCUGGAGGCUCCUAAAGUUCCCAGAGGACGAAGGCCCAAUUCGAAAUACCCAUUGGUUCAAGCGUGCAAGUCUCUGGGCUCUCUCAGCCUUGGACUGCUGCCUUUCUUUCCCAUCACACAGCCAAUGGGCUUUCUAGUCAAGCAGGCAAACCACAGGGACAGCAAUAGUCCAAUGAGCCCACUCAUGGGAUCGCCAGAACGAGAGGCUCCCACCUCUGGCAGUAGCGACGACAGCUUCACCGAGAACCACUUGGACAAAUCCAGAGAAUCGCCGCACUCUCUCCUUAGCGACGACACUGGUAUGGGCAGGCACGGCGAAGCGCUUUUACAAACAAAGCGAACAAACACUGACAGCGCCAUUGAUAAACUGAACGUCUUCAGAGAUGACAUACUAGAGAUAAAAGCGCUACACGACCAACUCAAGCCCAACUCAGAGAAAACGACAGAGUGCAGCGAGGCGGAGAAAGUUAUAAACCUGAGCAUCGCCAGUGAUCGAAAUAACAAUAGCAGCUCGGACAGGCGUGAUGUCCGUGACUGGACCAGCCUCUUGGUCAGUGAUGCUAGCAGAGAUGACCUAGAUGACGACGUGGACCUGGAAGUUUCUUAACAACACAAAGACUUGUAAAUACACAGGACAGAUAUUAAAGUGAGCAUAUAAGACGUAGUUUUCAAUUGUCUCUCAAUAGUUUCUGUCUACUCUUUAAGUAGGAUCUACAUUUCGUGUUGCGCAGUAAACUGUUAGACUGGACUAGGACAUUGUUUUACACAGCUAUUUAUUUGUUUAUAUAUCUAGUCAUUGCUUCAUCUCUCUUAUACAAGUAUAAUAAUCAAAUUUUCUGAAAAAAAUACUUUGCGUAAAUUCCUUUAUCUAUGGAGGUUUCUGCAAAUCAGAGUUGUAGUCAUGAAUAAUCAUGUUUUUGAAGUAAUGAUUGGGAUGACUUAGUAUUCUUUAUUGAGUAUAUUAAAACAUGAAUAUACCUACAGACCUACAGCGUUUUUUUUCGUCUACAUAUAUAUAUAUAUAUAUAUAUCUAAGUCUCUCAGGUGGGUUAUUUGCUUAGAUAGAGUAUGAUAUUACGGUUCCGUAUCCCCACCCUAAACAGUAACAAGCAGUGAUGCCCAAACUACCACCCGCCGGCCAGAUCCUGCCCGCGACGUGGUUCCCACCGCCAGCCAAAACAUCGGCACAAAAUGUAGAAAAUAAAAAAAAAAUAAAAUGUAUUUUCUGUAUGUUAGGACACUUACAUUUUCUUUGAUAGAUUUCAUUGUAAUGUAUUGUCUUGUAAUAUUCAUAUUAAUUUUUUUUCUAUAAGAACACAAGGCGACAAGAAUUGACAGUUGUUUUAGAGUCUUGGAUGAUUCCGCGGCUGUCUUGAGCUAGCUGUGUUCUUGACAUCUCAUGUGUGUAACACUUCACAUCUUUUCUGCAUCAUUUUGGUUCGUGUACUUCUGACAUCAACAUGAUUGGUGCCGUGUCGUGUCACAUUUGCACGUUAAUAAAAUGGGAGAGUCGAAGAAACAAAAAGUGGAUGUAGAAACUUCCAGGACAAGUGACAGACAGAUCUUUUGUUGUUGUUGUUGGUGGUGGAACACAAUAAGCCAACAUGUUUGAUCUGUAAAGAAAAUGUGGCUUUUUUUAGGAAAAUAAUAUAAAAGCAUUCUAAAACAAACCAUUACAAAGAUAUGGUGGCAUUGUUGGUUUGAGCCGCUAGGAAAAGAUCGCUAACUUACGUCUAGAGUUGAGCGAUUGACGAACAUAUUGACCAAGAAGAAAAAUGAGUCGGCCUUGAUGGAGACAACAAAGCUGCUCAAAUUUUAAGAACGAAGCUUAAAAAGUGCCUGCUAGCAGUGAUGGAAUAAAAUAGUACUAAAAAAAGUUGAAGCUGUGCCGCCUUUCUGGCCUGACAGUUACAAAACGAGUGGACGAUGUUGGUGAAAAUCAUCCAUUCAAAACUCAAUGACAGAGCAGCAGAUUUUGAAAUAAUUACUAUUGCCGCUGAGGAGUGACACCUACUGGAACUGAUUGACUUACAAAGCCAGACUUCCCUGCUUGAGAAAUUUCGAGCAAUGCAGUCAAUAGAAUCGAGCAAUACAGUCAAUAGAUUUCUACGCCGUGUUGUCUACAUAAACCUUGCACAUUUCCGUAAACAAUGGCUGUGUAGGAUCACAAUGUUUACAAGCACUUAAUUUAGUAGAAAAACUUUUUCAGUUAUAAGACACCUGAAACCCUUGUUACGUAACUGGGUGUAAGUAUGUCUACUGGAGCCACGGGAUUGUAAUAAGAUUGUAAUAAGACUAUUUAAAAUGGUUUAUUCUCUAUUUAAUUUGUGUAUCUUUUCGUUAAUGUGGCCCGCGACACAAGUGUUUGAAAUUAAAAUGGCCCUCAGGCCGUAUAAGGUUGGGCAUCACUGGUAUAAAGCAACCAAAAGGUAAUAACAUACCGAGCUACGAGCACCGAAUAAAUGUUAUUCAACUAGACAGUUAGUAAAUAAACGGCAAUUGUUCAAUAUGAACACUAUUAAUGUUAACAGUAAGUGAACUGACAUUAGUUAACAACCCAAGCGGAAGUUUAUCAAUUUAAUGAACAGAUAAAGUAUUAUGAUAAAAAUGAUGAAGUCUUAAUGGUAUUUACAAAAGCAAGUACACAUACACAAAUUAUUUACAAACCUACAACUUCCUACAUCUCAACAACGAUAGUUACGAUACGGCUCCAAGGACGGAAAAGGCGACAAUCUUUCCCAUAGCCCAAGCCUAACACCCUGAAACGAAAAGAAAACCUAGACCUAGCGAUGCCGCUACAACAAAGAACUUUUUGAUAGCGACACCCGUACCGAAAGAUCAUCCUCCUUAAUAAAACUAUGUACUUAGGCCUACGUACCGUUACAACGGGUAAACAGAAAACUAGAUAACCAGCCAACAACAGAAGGUCUCUCUCUCUCGCGGGAACUAAGGAUGACGUAAACACACACAUACACAAUAUUCUAGACCACAAAACGCACCUAAAAGAAACUACUUCCUAAAAAAAAAAAAUCCUAUACACUAAAACAAGAUAUUAAAUAACGGCACCUUUUUGAAAAAAAAUAUUACUUUUCUUGUAUUUUAACGUAUAUUAUUAAUUUUUAGUAGUUAAAAGUUAGGCAAUCAACUACUGAGUAUCGGCACCUAAUCGCUGAGUACUGGCACCUUUGUUUUUUUAAAGCACUGAAUAUAUAUAUAUAUUAAAUAGAUUAUUUCUUAGACUAUAAGAUAGUCCCACAAAUAUGGUAACCCCCUCCCCCCCCCCCAAAAAAAAAACAAAAAACAACAAAACUUGUUAAUUUUAGUAAGCUAUAUUUUACUAUUAUGCUUACCGUAGUUUAGAACACAAAACUCUAAAGAUGAAGUAGUACAGUGGUAUUUGUUCUAAAUGAACAAGACACUGACGUAAUAGUUGGAUUAGAUCGUCGUUUUCUGGCAGCGCAUAGGAAGAAAUGUAAUUGUUUUAACAGAUUAUCUUCCAGAUCAAUGUACAGUAAAAGUUAAUAAAGAAACUUAUUAAAAGCAAAAAUCGAUUUUUUAGAACAUGAUUUAAGUUAUAUUUUCUCUGAUAGCAUUUUUAUUAGCAAAUCCUAUUGAAGAAUCUAUUUCACAUUAGAAAUUCAAGAUAGAUUUACUUUUAGCUUUAACUCUUUCUCUCCUAACUAACGAUACCAACGUUUAUUCCAACAGAAUGUGGUAAAUAAUUACGGAGAUAAAGAGUUAAUCAAAUAAAAUUUAUUUAUGUACUCAAACAGCAUUUUGUUUUUUUGCUAUCAGAAUAUGUUUUUUUUCAUUAAUGUCAGUUUUGUGAUUAGAGAAAUGAGAACGUCUGUGAAAUACUGGUUAAGCUGAAUUACACUACAGACCAAAACUCAUGUGUAGAGUUUAUUUUAUUUUACUGCUGUUAUGUCGUCUUUCAUAUGCUAUUUCUAGGAAGUGUUUUACUUAACUCUUUCUCUCCGUAAUUAUUUUCCUCGUUCCGAUAGAACUAUUCCUUUUGCUCAUUUGUAUUUCACUAUUCUUGUUAUGAUUAAACUUCAAUAACAUUUUUGUUUGAUAUCAGAAAAUGUUAAAUUUGGUGUCGAAUUAUAGGGGGAUUUCAUGCUCUUUUUUCACAACACAAAUUUAAGUUUAAAAAUCCAAAAAUCAAUUUAAUUUAAAGGUAUCAAAUUAAAGUUGGCAUCGUCAAUUAGGAGAGUAAGAGUUAAGGGAUUUCUUUUAAUUUGUACUCUAUAAACAUCAUAACAAAAUGUUGGUAUUAUAAUGUCAAGAACACCAAGUUUUAUUUAUCUUUUUUUUUAAAUAGUGGCAUACAUUUAUUUUAAACUAAACAAUAAUUGUAUAGCUUUACUAUAUUAGUACUUCAUAAUUUCAAACUGCUAACAUAAUCUUCAGCUUUCCUGUCUCUUUUCAUUGCUCAAUUUCUCUUGUUAAUUGAAUGUUUCUUUCAUUUUCUUUCGUUUAUUCUCCGUUUCUCUUUUUUUCUGUAUCUAAUUUCUGUCUAUCUUUUGUCUUCUGUUUUUUCUUUUGUUUUUUUUCUGUUUUUUUUUUGUGUCGGGGGGGGGGGUAUUUUUUUUUCGUUCUUCCUUUUCCUUUUUUUUCUCUCUUUAUUACCUCUUUUAUUUUCUGUCUCUGUCUCUUUUGCUCUCUAUUGUAUUUCUCUCAUUAAUUUUAUAUUCUCUAAUUAUCAAUGAGCUAAGUGUCACUGAACUGAAGAAUAAGAAAAAGAAUACCAAAUGUUUAAUAAAAGAGUUUAAAGUCUUCAUAACUUUAAAAAACAAAGACAUUUAAAAAAUGUUUUUUUGUAGAUAUCAAUAAACAAGUUUAUAUACCGAUUGCCAAUGAGCGCAAUAAAAUUAAAGUUAAAGGAUAUAUAGCAGGACAGUUAGAUAGAUAGAAAGAGGUAUUUAAAUCUAUACAUUUUCUUGGAAAACACUAACCAAUGUAGCCCCCCCCCGCCUCAAAAGAAGUUCAUUAUUUUCUAUUAUCUUAUCCUAUUAAAUGGACUUCUGAUGUAGUAGUUUAGGGUUAAAGUUUUUCUAUAUCUGUUACCAACAGCAAAACAAGUCAUAAGUGGAUGAACAGAGUCAUGAUAUACCAAUAUAUCAAGAGUUUCAAGACUAAUUGUAAAGACCUACACUUCUAAACAAGUACCCAUAGGCCUACAUUUUAAUUUUUUUCCCUUCAUUUUUUACUAGCUGCAAUAUAUGUUUACCAUUUCCAUUGCCAUGUGUUAAUGCAAACUAUCCCAUUAGACCUGUAUCGAUGGCAUCUGCCCACACGCAUUGGCGUGCAUUGUUGCAGCGUGGCAUUGGGCUGACAUGUGACAUAAUCUUUAGGUCUGUGACAUUUGUUGACCUGUUUGAUAGUAUAGCAUAUAUAGUGAGAAAUGUCAAACUCACUGGCUAAAUACUAAUGUGAUCUUGACUGUUGUGUUGAUUUAUUGAAUGUAUAUUCAUGUUUGCAUAGAACUCAGCUAUUGUAUACUAUUCAUUCUUCUUAAUUCUAUAAUGGGUCACCUUGAUAUUGGCUACACUGACCACAAUUAUUAUUAUUUGUAUCCUUAUUAUUAUGUAUUAUUAUGGAAAUGAUUUUUUUCCCAUCAUAAACCUUCAAGUA
Messenger RNA from Biomphalaria glabrata, 7225 nucleotides. RefSeq names its product homeobox protein unc-4 homolog. The transcript has 3 exons. NCBI's taxonomy places the organism in Eukaryota, Metazoa, Mollusca, Gastropoda, Planorbidae. Gene Ontology annotation, biological process: regulation of DNA-templated transcription. Gene Ontology annotation, molecular function: DNA-binding transcription factor activity, RNA polymerase II-specific; sequence-specific double-stranded DNA binding. Bases 555 to 2195 code for a protein of 546 amino acids. The record is from RefSeq and is a predicted model, not a curated record.